Molecule: messenger RNA, 1527 nt
Organism: Colletes gigas
Lineage: Eukaryota; Metazoa; Arthropoda; Insecta; Hymenoptera; Colletidae
Product: jerky protein homolog-like
Exons: 1
Coding region: 1-1527 (508 amino acids)
Cellular component (GO): nucleus
Molecular function (GO): DNA binding
Source: RefSeq, a predicted model, not a curated record
AUGGCAAAUAGCAAUGAAAAUUAUAGAAAGUCUGCUCUCUCGGUAGAACAAAGAUUCGAAAUUGUACAACAACUGGAUGGCGGAGCACCUAUCACCAGAGUAGCUGCUAAAUACGACGUUCACCCCGCCACCGUUCGCCGAAUACGACGGAACGCAGCGACAGUAUGUCAGCUUGUGGAACAAGGGGCUGAAAUGAGAAAACGGAAGAACCUACGAAAACCGGCGAACGAAGAAUUGGAUAUCCGUUUGUAUGCGUGGUUUUUAGAGCAAAGAGCGCUCGGCGACCCGAUCACGGAUCUAAUAUUAUUGGAAAAGGCAAUAGAGCUUAACAAGGAAUUCGGAGGACCGUCAACUUUCAAAGCAAGUAGAGGCUGGUUGUGGAAUUUCAAGAACAGACAUGGCAUUCGCUUAUCGAACUUCUCCAGCGAAAGAGGAGAAGCGAGCACAACAGUCGCACAACAAUCGUUUGUUGAGGAAUUCACCCGACGACUGGUACAAGAAAGAAUAGAGUAUAAAAAUAUUUACAACAUGGAGGAGACCGGACUUGUAUGGAAGGCUCUUCCUACGAGGACUGCGAUACAAGGCGAGAAGGAAGUGGAAGGAACAAAAUUAACGAAAGAUCGCGUAACCGUGGGCUUUUGCGUCAACGCGACAGGAAGCCACAAGCUCGCACCUUUGUUUAUUCAUAAAUUCAAGAAUCCAAGGGCGUUUAAACAUUGCAAAGAUCGUCUGCCUGUGAUCUUCAAAUCACAACCACGCGUAUGGAUGGAUCAAGAAAUAUUCGGUGACUGGUACCAAAACCAUUUUAAACCGGCAGUAAGGGAACAUCAGACGAUGACCGGCUCCUAUGGUAAAAUCAUCCUUCUCCUAGACAACUAUCGAGAAUACAAUUUGCCUAAAGAGUUUCUGCAAGACGAUGAUUUUGAAAUUAUAUUCUUGCCUGCAAAUAUUGCCCCCCUCCUCCAGCCUAUGAACCAAGGGGUGAUCGAAGAAACGAAACGAUCCUACCGCCGUAAAAUGUUGCAUCGAAUAAUGAACUUUCCCGGCGGCGUGCAACAAUUUUAUUCCGAUUACGAUCUCAAGGAUUGUAUUGAUUUGUUGCACGAGGCCUGGACAGAAAUUAGCGCCACGAAUAUUCAAAACACAUGGAAAAGUAUCAUCAAACAAAUCCCUGAAGAGGUUCUAAUAAAAGAAGAACCGGGAGAUCCGUUGGAACCUAAUUUACAGGACAUUAUUGGCGUGAUCACGGGAGAACAAGCGUCGGAAGAAAGCGUAAAUGAUUUCUUAAUAAAAUGUACAGAAGCGGAGAAUAAUUUCUCCGAGGACGAGGGACUGGAAGAAGACGAAGACGAAGACGAAAAUGCCUCUAAUGCUGGUAAUGGAGUGUCAUCCCUAUCGUCGGAUACACUGAUAGAGGAUGAUGAAAUGAAAAGGAUAUUUGAGAAUCUAAUCACGUGGUCCGAAGGAGAACCAGAUUUUAUUAAAUUGCACGUAAAAUAUCUGAAAGAUUAUUACGAACAAAAAUGA